AUGAGUGAAGACGACGGGCUUUUGUUAAACUUUGCUAGUGCAGACACUCCAAGUGUUAGUUCCAAGAAAACAGCCAAGGUUUCUGGUGGGAACUGGAAAGAAAGAAGAAAACUUCAAUUAAGACUUACAGGACGUGGAGCCAAUAAGAAAAAUGACGCCAGUGGGGUAAACAAAAUCACAGUCGAUUCUUCUAGAAUGGAACGUGUUAAGCAGGCAAAUAAAGAAGCAGGCAAGGACCGUGGCAGUGAUAGUGGAUCCUCUAGAAAGCGAGUCAAGUUUGCCGAAUCGAAAGGUGAAUCUGGAGGAAAGGAUAAUUCGUACGUUUCCUCGUUAUUCACGUCCAACGCAGAAACAACUACAUUGAAACCAACAACUUCUUCCAAAACAUACGAUGCGUCGAAUGCACCACUUCUGGAUUCAACCACAUUCCCCGGAUUAGGAAUCAAUGAAAAAUUAUCAACCCACUUGACUGAUCAUUUACGAUUCAAGCACCCCACCAAGAUUCAAAGAAUGGUUAUACCGACAUUACUCGCUCAGGACAACGAUGUCUUUGUCAAAGCACAAACUGGGUCCGGUAAGACAUUAGCAUUUUUGUUGCCAUUAUUUCAUAGACUCAUGUCCGAGGAUAUCACCAGAGAAUCGGGGUUGUUUGCCGUCAUUUUAACUCCAACUCGUGAAUUAGCCACGCAAAUUUACGGUGUCUUGGAAACUUUAACUAGAUGUCACCAUAGGAUUGUUCCCGGGAUUGUCAUUGGUGGUGAAAAGAAGAAGUCUGAAAAGGCAAGAUUGAGAAAGGGGGUCAAUAUUCUUGUUGCUACUCCUGGUAGAUUGGCUGAUCAUUUAGAGAAUACCAAGACCUUGGAUGUAAGUCAGUUGAGAUACUUGAUCUUGGAUGAAGGUGACAAGUUGGUGGAACUAGGGUUUGAAGAAACAAUCACACUGAUUACCAAUAAGAUUUCACAAAAUUCAAGAAUUCAUGAAACUUUAACCAAAUGGAAAGGCUUGCCUUCCAAGAGAAUCAAUGUGUUGUGUUCGGCAACCAUGCAGAAUAACGUAGAGAAAUUAGGUUCGAUAAUUUUACAAAAUCCAACCAUGAUCCAAGUUGAGAAACAACAUAUUGGAACUGUUGAGUUUGAAGAGAGUGAAGUUGGCAACACUGCUCCUGAUCAAUUGAUUCAAAAUAUCGUGGUUGUUCCACCAAAAUUACGAUUGGUCACUUUGAAUGCUAUGUUAUCGAAAUAUAUCAGAUCUUCCGAAGCUUCACGUACAAUUGUCUUCUUCUCCUGUUCUGACUCUGUAAACUUUCAUUUUGAAGUGUUUACCAGAAACGGCAAGAACCCGAACAAGAAACAAGCAGCCGAAGAUAUCGAAGAGGAGGAAGAAGAAGAAGCAAAUAUUCUCACCGCACCUGGCUUAUCAUCUUCUACCACAGUGUAUAAACUUCAUGGAUCCCUUUCUCAAAAGAUACGUACUUCAACAUUGAACCAUUUUAUCAAGGACACUACACCACAUCAAAUAUUAUUCUGUACUGAUGUGGCAUCGAGAGGGUUAGAUCUUCCCAACAUUGCCAAUGUCAUCGAAUACGAUCCUCCAUUCACCAUCGACGAUCAUUUACAUCGUAUUGGUAGAUCAGCAAGAUUGGGUAACAAAGGUAAUGCCACUUUGUUCUUGAUGCCGGGUAUAGAAGAAGCUUAUGUUGAUGGGAAGUUGCGUGUGGUUCAUCCUAACGAAGGAAGUUUGCGUAUUUUAAACUAUGAACAAAUUCUUGAGGAUGGGUUCGCCGAAGUGCAAGAGGAAGGUACUGCUGCUGCUGCUGCUCCAGCCAAGAAGAAUGACCCAAAGAGAAAAACUGGGAAAUGGGAUAUUCACGCAACAACUUGGCAUUUGGACAUUGAAAGGUGGUUAUUGGAAGAUACUGGUGCUCAUGACAGAGCAGGGCAUGCAUUUACAUCCCACAUUAGAGCCUAUGCUACUCAUUUAAGUUCCGAACGUGAUUAUUUCAAUGUUAAAUUAUUGCAUUUGGGACAUUUGGCCAAGAGUUUUGGUUUAAGAGAAACUCCAAAGAAGUUGGGUAAAUCUAUUAACCACGAGUCUGUAUCUACUGGUACUACUAAACGUAGAAAGAAGGAUGAAGACCCAAGAAAGAAAAUGUUACGUAUGGCAAGAUUGGCCGUUAACUCAGCAAGUAGUGAAUUCAAUUAUUAG
This is a messenger RNA of Spathaspora passalidarum NRRL Y-27907, 2205 nucleotides long. RefSeq names its product putative ATP-dependent RNA helicase (gene DBP7). Gene Ontology annotation, cellular component: nucleus. The record is from RefSeq and is a predicted model, not a curated record. The transcript has a single exon. Gene Ontology annotation, molecular function: ATP binding; nucleic acid binding. NCBI's taxonomy places the organism in Eukaryota, Fungi, Ascomycota, Pichiomycetes, Serinales, Debaryomycetaceae. Gene Ontology annotation, biological process: ribosome biogenesis. Bases 1 to 2205 code for a protein of 734 amino acids.